This is a messenger RNA of Cylindrotheca closterium, 2904 nucleotides long. NCBI's taxonomy places the organism in Eukaryota, Bacillariophyta, Bacillariophyceae, Bacillariales, Bacillariaceae. The record is from the annotation of a GenBank genome assembly.
AUGACCGUUUCUCCACGGCCCUCCAGAGACGAAUCCUUCAUAUUGGAGAAAGAUUCAUCACUGCGAAAAUUAUUUGAUGGUUUAGCAGAUCUCCACGACCAGUUUGAAGAACUUCAAAAGGAAUCUUUCUAUGGGAUCCCCGAAGAUCAAGGUCGGCGUGAAAGUACCUUUCUAUCUGAUGAUGACGGGCUAGAUGCAUUACGACGUGAAUUGGAGGGUAUUUGCCUACCGGAAUACCAAGAAUGGCAACAAGAAGAGCGAUCAGUGGAAUCGAUGCCAUCCAAACGGCCUCGCUCUUCCAUAUCUUUACCGAUUGUGUCCAAGAUGGCAGACCACGAGAAAAUCAACGACGUAAUUGCCGCCCGAGAAAAAACAAACGGCAUCCGUCUUGCGGAAUCCUCUGCUGCUGCAAUGGAAAUGAUUAAAGAAGAUUCAGAGAUAAGCGAAAAUAUUGGAAUGACCCCCGAUACAAUGCUCAAUGAACUUGGUGCUGUGUUGAGUAAAUACGAAGUUCCAAUGGGUCUUAUGAACAAGCUCAUGAUGCUCAGUGAAUUCGAAGUUUUGAAAUUCAUGAUUGAUGACGCGGGUAGCAUGGCUCUAUGCGAUUCAAAUAUGAGAGGGAGCAUAAAAGCCCCGCUAUCUCGUUGGAAUGAAGCCCAAGGACGACUCAAGGAACUACUAGAAAUCUUGGCAUAUGUUCCCUUUCAUCAAAUUACAAUUGAGUUUCUGAAUCGAUCAACUACGAUCUCUUUGGAACGAAAUGGUCGGAAUCCCGCAGCCUUCUUGGCCGACGCAAUUGCUCAAGUUGAUGAGGAAUUUGCAAAACCGCCCGCAGGAACUUCUUUGUUUUUGGAAAGGCUUACUCAAUCGCUCACGGAAUCUCCCGGAAUCAAGAUUGCCCGGUGGUACUUUGGUGAUGGCAAACCACAAGGUGGUGAUACGGCACAAGAGCAAAUUGUCAACCUAGUAAUGAAUCGUGACAAUCCGGCCGGUAAUCCAAUAACCUUUGUGAGUUGUACCAAUGUGGAUGACGACGUCGAAUGGAUGAAGGAUUUAGAAGAGAUUGCUCCGUUUUGUAGUGAAUAUGAUGAUUACCAGACCGAAGCUGGAGAAGUGUUGAGAGAUCAAGGAAUGGCCAUGCCAUAUAGCAAAGGAUUUCAUUUGGUGGGAACCCUUGUAGCUGCAAUAAACCCAGAUGACCUGGAUGCCAUGGAUGAGAGUGUACCGUUUACCAAGACCACUUUGGAUAAUCUUCUGGGCAUUCAGCACACGGAAGAAAUGUAUCGUCACUAUUUCAGAUGUUUCCAAGUGGCACAGAGCAAGCGUCAAGUGAUAUCUGAUGCCGACAGGUUGAAGAAGUCAAUGAAAUGGGACUAUGAUGAAUUCUUCACGGCUUCAGGUCCUUCCAAUAUUCCUUCGGUCCAACGCUAUGAAACGGAGCUGAAGCAAAUAUCAGCACCCUCCAGAGCCGAUUCGUUCAUAUUGGAGAAAGAUUCAUCACUGCGAAAAUUAUUUGAUGGUUUAGCAGAUCUCCACGACCAGUUUGAAGAACUUCAAAAGGAAUCUUUCUAUGGGAUCCCCGAAGAUCAAGUUCGGCGUGAAAGUACCUUUCUAUCUGAUGAUGACGGGCUAGAUACAUUACGACGUGAAUUGGAGGGUAUUUGCCUACCGGAAUACCAAGAAUGGCAACAAGAAGAGCGUUCAGUGGAAUCGAUGCCAUCCAAACGGCCUCGCUCUUCCAUAUCUUUACCGAUUGUGUCCAAGAUGGCAGACCACGAGAAAAUCAACGACGUAAUUGCCGCCCGAGGAAAAACAAACGGCAUCCGUCUUGCGGAAUCCUCUGCUGCUGCCAUGGAAAUGAUUAAAGAAGAUUCAGAGAUAAGCGAAAAUAUUGGAAUGACCCCCGAUACAAUGCUCAAUGAACUUGGUGCUGUGUUGAGUAAAUACGAAGUUCCAAUGGGUCUUAUGAACAAGCUCAUGAUGCUCAGUGAAUUCGAAGUUUUGAAAUUCAUGAUUGAUGACGCGGGUAGCAUGGCUCUAUGCGAUUCAAAUAUGAGAGGGAGCAUAAAAGCCCCGCUAUCUCGUUGGAAUGAAGCCCAAGGACGACUCAAGGAACUACUAGAAAUCUUGGCAUAUGUUCCCUUUCAUCAAAUUACAAUUGAGUUUCUGAAUCGAUCAACUACGAUCUCUUUGGAACGAAAUGGUCGGAAUCCCGCAGCCUUCUUGGCCGACGCAAUUGCUCAAGUUGAUGAGGAAUUUGCAAAACCGCCCGCAGGAACUUCUUUGUUUUUGGAAAGGCUUACUCAAUCGCUCACGGAAUCUCCCGGAAUCAAGAUUGCCCGGUGGUACUUUGGUGAUGGCAAACCACAAGGUGGUGAUACGGCACAAGAGCAAAUUGUCAACCUAGUAAUGAAUCGUGACAAUCCGGCCGGUAAUCCAAUAACCUUUGUGAGUUGUACCAAUGUGGAUGACGACGUCGAAUGGAUGAAGGAUUUAGAAGAGAUUGCUCCGUUUUGUAGUGAAUAUGAUGAUUACCAGACCGAAGCUGGAGAAGUGUUGAGAGAUCAAGGAAUGGCCAUGCCAUAUAGCAAAGGAUUUCAUUUGGUGGGAACCCUUGUAGCUGCAAUAAACCCAGAUGACCUGGAUGCCAUGGAUGAGAGUGUACCGUUUACCAAGACCACUUUGGAUAAUCUUCUGGGCAUUCAGCACACGGAAGAAAUGUAUCGUCACUAUUUCAGAUGUUUCCAAGUGGCACAGAGCAAGCGUCAAGUGAUAUCUGAUGCCGACAGGUUGAAGAAGUCAAUGAAAUGGGACUAUGAUGAAUUCUUCACGGCUUCAGGUCCUUCCAAUAUUCCUUCGGUCCAACGCUAUGAAACGGAGCUUAAACGAAUAACAGGAUAUUGA